GGAAGCAUAGAAGUUGUGCCACUAAGAAGUCGCAGAUCCAGCACUGCCUCGUCCUCUGAAGAUAAGCAUCCCCAGAUCCCUGAAGAGCCAGCAUGCCCAAAGAAGAGCGCCCUCAAAAAUACCCCAAUGGGUCUGGCUUCACCACGCGCAAAGAGUGACAGGACAUCACUGCUGAAAAGUGACACCGUAGGGAAAUGCUCCCCCAGGAAUAGCUCGCCUGCCAGAGCAACUCGUUCAAGCUCGGGACACACUGAAGUACCCACCAACCUUCCUGCCAAGAGUGGCACACCUGUUCGCACGUCAUCGAGACUUGCCUCCAGAAAGGAAUCCCAUACAGAUUCGUCAUGUGAGAAUGGCUCAUCAAGUGAAACUUCGUCCAAAGGAGGCAAUACAAGUAGAUCAUCUUUCAUCAAGAAAAUGUCCUCUGAUGUGCCAUCCACCAGCAGCGACACACCAGCAGGACCGUUGAAUGUCUCGGCUAAAGGGAGUAGUGAAUUGCUCGCUGCCUCAAUCACAGAAAUUAAAUCUCCUACAAGGUCCUCAACCUAUAAGUCAUCCCAAGACAAGAAAUCGGCCAGCUCGUCUUCAGGGAAUGAAUCGCCAGCACGGUCACUUUCACCAUCAGUAAGCAAAACCCCGGUCAGGUCAGCCUCUUUGCCCUUAGUGAAUAAAACCCCUACGAGGUCAUCUCCAUUGAAUUCUGUGAACACAACCCCUUCAUCGCCUAUGAACAAAAGAUCUUUGAGAUCUCCUUCUGUUAAUAAAACACCUGUUAGAUCACCUAUGACUAAUGCACCAGCAAGGUCACCUGGGAGACCACCAUCUGUUAAUAAAUCUCUCACACGAUCACCAGCAGUGAAUACAAUCUCUCUGAAAUCACCCUCUAGUAUUAAAUCGCCUCUCACAUCACCUACUGUAAACAAAACUCAAGUGACGUCAGCCUCUGCUAGUGAGACCUCCUCCCUGACCUCGCCGACCAGAGUGUCUCGAAGAUCACUCAGCUCUGACAGAUCACCUCUAGCUUCCCCCUCAGUCAGCAGAACACAUACAAGGUCAUCCUCCAUCAGCAAAUCCCCAGCUCGACCGCCUGCAGAAAAAGGUCCUCCUAAGCAUUCCCCAAAGAAGAGCUCGUCUCCAUUUAGAGCAGCAGACUCAAACAGUAAAGGAUCUGCUAAAGAUGCUGAGCCUGUCAUGACAACCCGCAGACUGAGGCACCGGCGAGUGACUUACUCAUUGUCAUGAGUGACUGCCAUGUAGCCUUUGCCGUUCACUGAAGGCUGUAUUCCGCUGUGGCUGUCUGGACUGCGGAUUGGAAGAGUAGUUGCUCAGCUGGUGGUGGAGGAAGUAGCCGUGGGAGGGCAGACCAAGGUGGCAGCCAUGAAUAGACGUGGUGGAAGACCCUCAUUGUGAACACUAACCCUAUUGCUAACAUUAGCCUUGAAUACUUAAUGUCUCUUUUGGCACACAACUUUGAGUUUGGGUCAUUGGGUGUGUCUACUAUCAGGAUGUGAUAUUAUCCAACCACUGAUAUCUGCUAUGUUAAGGACUUUUGUCAAUCACGUUGUUUAGGAUUUUGACGUCUCUUUUUAAAACCUGGUUUAAGAGUUUGAAAUUUGACUCGAAAGAAGAUAGUUUUUCUUUUUGUUUUGUUUUUGUUUUAUUUGUUUUGUAUGUUGUGUCAAUAGUAAAGUUUAUAUGAAUUAUUUUUGUAGAGUUCAAUUCUUUGAUGAUGUUAUGGAAGGUAUCUUUUGAUUUAAGUUGUGUAAGUCAUAAUACACUGACUGCACAGAAAAUGCUUUUCUUAAACAUUGUUUUAGAUUUUGUUCUUGGUAAGUUCUCUUUGUAGUAUUUUUCAAUUAGUAUAUUUUGAAAGUCCAUGUAGAUGUAGCUUAUUUUGUUUAGACCAAUCAAAAUACUUUGUAUUUUAUGGUGCAAGGAGGGCUAUUAACAUAAUGAAUCUUUUUGUAAUAGUAUAUUACACAUAGUUAAACGAACAACACUGGUGUACAGGUAUUACUAUUAUCAUGAGUUAGUUGUAGAUGAUGCUGUACAUCCAUUUACUUAAACUAAUUUUGGAUGUUUGUAUAAAUAUAUAUGAUACUUAAAGGUUGCAAUGUGCAAAAUGAUGUUGAAUAUAAUGUGAUAUAUAUUUGCUUUCCUUACAGUUAGAAUUGCAUUUUUAUGUACCAUAUAUGGUUUGGAUUAGGGAAUUAAUCUUCAAGAAAGAAAACAUUACUUUUUAUAAUAUUUACGGCCUUAGAAAAUGUAGUGAUGUAAAUCAAGAUUAGCUGCAAGUGAUUGUGAAUAUUGUAUUGGAAAUACACACAAUUUUACAUUCCUUUAUAAAGUCUCCGUAAUGCUUGGUAUUACUUUUGUUUUGAAAAAAGCAGCUGUAGUGGAGUAUUUACUCUUUUGUGAUAAGUAUCAUUGCCUCCCUGUAAAGUGAUCUUUGUGCCAGCUGUUCUGGUGGAAAAGCUGUGCUUAAAAACAAUCAGUAUUGUAUAAGAGUUGAACAGGACCCUAAUUCUAUAGAGCAAACUGCCUUGCACCUAAGUGUCUGUGUUCUGUGCUUGGAAUAAAGUAAUGUAGUAGGUCAUUAAUUGAGUUUUCAGUGUAGCAGAAAAGCUUUUUGUGGACAGUAAAAAUGGAAUUAUUUGCAUGUUACCCAUAGAUAGAGAAUUAUGUAAUAACCAAUUCUUUCAUGUUGGAAAUUAAAGGAUGUUUUUAUGAUAAUUAAAUGGUUUUUCAGCUUGAAAGGUUUGCCAUCAUCACAGGCCACUGUAUGCCAAACAAGAAAAUUUUGUUUACAUAAGAUUCAGUAAAUUUCAUUCAUUGUAAAUGUUUUCAACUUUUACAGCUGACCUUUUUUUUCUGGGUAGCAUAAGGAAAAGUAUCACAUAAAACAUUUUCUCUUUAGUGCCAAAACUCCCAUUAUAUAUGAAGUGCCACAAAGUCAUCAGAAAAAAAAAGAUUAAGAAUGAGCAGUUUGCAUUAUUCUUAGCAUCAAUUAGUUCUUACAAAUAAUUGCAGUUUCCCCGUGUUCAUUUUGAUGUUAAAAGAAUUGUUACUCUCCCUUGAUUUGUUUGUAAUUGUCCAAUGGCAUCUUUUGUGAAUUUUUGAUUUUGUAUUCUGUUCACCAUUGAUUGUUUUAUCAUGAUUAAAUCAUUGUCAGAGCAAUGUGACUUAAAAUAUGGUUUUAUAAGAGCAAAAAUUCAAGCACAGCAGUGUGUGUACAAAGUGAGAUGGGCACAGGAAGAAAGAAGAAAUAGACUUUCUGUUUUGUAGACGGGUUUCAUUUCACGGUUUUGUAAGAGUAUUAUCAGUUUAUUUGAUAAUUUUAGCGUUUAAAAGAAAUAUUAUGCAUCUUACCAUUGACAUCAAAUCGAGUCCAGUUCUGCUUUUUUGCAAUAUGUGCAUCCCUGUGUACGACGAUUGUGGAAGAAGUCAGGUUUACCAGAUUCAUGAAAAUAACCUCACCUUACUUUAAGCUCUGAAGUAUGUAACUAGUACUUUAAUAUUUUUUUUUAAUGGUUAUAGAUAUCUAAAAAAAAAAAGUCUUCCAUUAUUAUUGAAGGGAAUAUCAUUUUCCUAUUGAAAGAGACUGUAAUUACAAGAUGGUUGCAGAGGUUGUAAUACAGUUCUUGUAAAACAUACAUAUUAGUUUUGUAUUGUUAUCCUGAACUGGGUGUAUUUUAUUUCUACUGUAUUUAAGUUAUUAGCGUUGAGUGAGAAUUAAUGAUGAUGAUAUCCGGAAGGUGUAUUACUAAGAGCAAUUUCCUUCUUUAUACAGAACAAUAUUGUAACUAGACCAUAACAUGUAAAGAUCGGUUUUGCUAUAAAGAUGAAAUAAAUUAAAAAUCCCAACUUUAUUGUGUUGUGUUGCAUAUAUUGCCAUUGUAACAAGUGUUUUUUUGUUGUUUUUGUUAAGUAAUUUAACUGCAAGCUUAGAUUAACUGUUCUUUGCAGUACAUUACAUAUAAGGGUGAUUAGUUCCAUCCUACCUUUAUUUUUCUAUUUCUUAUUGCUUAGAUUUUUGUUCCUUUGAUUUCAAAACUAUGCCUGUGGAUUGUGCAGUAACAGCCUGCAGUGUGACUAAUCAAUAUUUUGUGAGAAUUAAACUUCAAGAGAACAUUAUUUCUCUCCUUUUUUGACAUACAGCAAGUGUGGAAAAAAACACAUGGAAAAAUAGAGAGAGAGUUUAGGUUGACUGGAAGAGUUUAAUUUGUCUAAGCUGCUUACAGUGUGAACACUAUGAUUCGUACUUAGAUAAAAUUAAAGAUUUUUCUCAAGAGUUGCUUUUUGUCUUUCAUUUAGUUUUUCACAAUUGUGUAUGCAUAUCAUUAGUCCUUAUACUUCUAUAGAUAUUUGAAAAGUAAGAUUGAACGUGUUUGUCCUACAUAUGAUUCAGGUAUUGACGAUAGAGCGACAAACUCAAGGAAAAGGGGUGCUUGGGAUAUGUAGAUGGCAAGUAUAAUUUUUGUGGAGAAUUUUAUUGAGGAGGAAUAUUAAGCUAGUCACAUGUGCAAUAAAUGACUUGAUGUGACAAAAAGGCUUGUUAGUCAUGUACCAUAAAAGAUUGAAGUACUCUGUGAUCUUAAAGAAUAUCAGACCAUACAGAUAAGUGAGGGA
Molecule: messenger RNA, 4629 nt
Organism: Penaeus indicus
Lineage: Eukaryota; Metazoa; Arthropoda; Malacostraca; Decapoda; Penaeidae
Exons: 2
Source: RefSeq, a predicted model, not a curated record